Molecule: messenger RNA, 1752 nt
Organism: Micromonas commoda
Lineage: Eukaryota; Viridiplantae; Chlorophyta; Mamiellophyceae; Mamiellales; Mamiellaceae
Exons: 4
Biological process (GO): guanosine tetraphosphate metabolic process
Source: RefSeq, a predicted model, not a curated record
UCGCACGUCGACGCCGACUUUCUCUACGACUCCAUCCGGGACAAGCUGGGGUACCUGACCGACUACGAGAGGAGCGAGGUCAAGGACGCGACGAGGAUGGCGUUCAACGCGCACGACGGGCAAAAACGCAAGUCCGGCGAGCCCUUCGUCACCCACCCGGUGGCGGUGGCGGGGAUACUGGCGGACCAGCGCAUGGACCACGAGACGGUCAUUGCCGGUUUACUUCACGACACCGUGGAGGACACCGACGCGGUCACGUUCGAGUCCAUCCAGGAACGGUUCGGACCCGCGGUGCGACGGAUCGUGGAGGGGGAGACCAAGGUGAGCAAGGUGAGCAGCUCCCAGGCGCUGGCCGCGGCGGCCAACGUGCAGGCGGACGACCUGAAGGAGAUGUUCCUGGCGAUGACCCAGGACGUGCGGGUCAUCAUCGUCAAGCUGGCCGACAGGCUGCACAACAUGCGCACGCUGGGAGCGCUCAAGCCCGAGAAGAGGGUGAAGAUUGCGAGGGAGACCUUGCUCGUGUUCGCGCCCCUCGCGAAGCUCCUCGGCAUGUAUAACGUCAAGAACGAGCUCGAGGAGUUGGCGUUCAGGUACGCCGCACCCGAGACGCACGCGGAGACGGCGCGGUGGUUCGACGAGCUGACCAAGAGGCAGGAUCCCGUGGUGAGGCGCGCGGCGGAGGAGCUUCAGGCACUCUGCGACAAGGACGAGUUCCUCAAGCAGGCGUGCAGCAAGGUGGAGGUCCUCCCUCGGGCCAAAGAGUUCUACGGCUUGUUCCGCAGGGCCAACGGCGGGAGUAAGCCCGGGGAGAUUGACAACCUUAGGCGGGUGAACGAGGUGGCGCAGCUCAGGGUGAUUUUGCACCUCCGGGGCGACGACGAGUCCGACGGCGAGUACGCCGCCAUGUCCGAGGCGCGCAGGAUGGUAUCGUCCAGGGUGUGCUACCAGGCGCUCAGCAUGGUCCAUGCGCUGUGGCCACCCGUCCCGGGGCGCAUGAAGGACUACAUUGCCACCCCCAAGCUCAACGGGUAUCGCGCGCUGCACACCGUCGUCCUCCCCAUCGGGUCCGACCAGCAGGGCAGCGCGCCGGAGAGGCAGGGCCCCAUCGAGACGGAGGUGUUCCCGCUGGAGCUGCAGAUUCGCACGUACGACAUGCACCGCAUGGCUGAGAGCGGCAUCGCGGCGGACGGUGAGGUCAAGGCUGCGUGGCGCGCGACGGCGAAGAGGACGGCUCGCAAACUUCGUAAACUUCGGAGGAGAGCGGCUGACGCGGACGGCGAUGUCAAGGUUGAGUGGCUGAGCAACAUCAGGGAGUGGCAGGAGGAGUUCCUCGGCGUCAUCACCGCGGAGGAGUUUGUGGACACUGUCACCGGGGACCUCCUCGGCAGGCGCGUCUUCGUGUUCACGCCGUCGGGCGGGGUCAUGAACCUACCCCACGGCGCCACCGUCGUGGAUUACGCCUUUUACACGGACGCGGGCCUGGACAUGGUCGAGGCGAAGGUGAACGGCGUCGCCGUGGACUUUGACACCCCCCUGCACAACGCCGACGUGGUCGAGAUCAUCACGCAAGCCGCGGGCGGGUACAACCUCUUGGACGGCGCGGGUGAGUCCACCGCGGCGGCGCUCGCGGGUGCGGUGGCCAAGCAAAAGAUUUCGCUGCAGAAGAAGUUCCUGGACAUGGCGCGGACGAGGUCGGCCAAGUACAAGAUCAAGAAGUUCCUCGCGGAGCAGGGGGUGAAACUCGGGGACGAA